Molecule: messenger RNA, 1489 nt
Organism: Daphnia carinata
Lineage: Eukaryota; Metazoa; Arthropoda; Branchiopoda; Diplostraca; Daphniidae
Gene: Daao2
Product: D-aspartate oxidase-like
Exons: 8
Coding region: 147-1166 (339 amino acids)
Molecular function (GO): FAD binding; D-amino-acid oxidase activity
Source: RefSeq, a predicted model, not a curated record
AGAGCUACUAGGAACUGUUUCUGAACCUAAUUCAGAGGCAUCCAGUGUUGCAGCUAUCAGCAGUCCCACUAAAAUAAGGUCUAGGAAAUCCAGACUAGAUUGAUAGUGGCUAUCUGUGAUAUUGUGUUGGAUUCAAAACUCUUGAGAUGGUUGUGAGAGUAGCAGUGAUUGGAGCAGGAAUAGUUGGACUGAGUGUUGCAAAGGUUUUGCAAGAGAAAUUUCCACAUCUACCUAUUACCCUGUUUGCUGACAAAUUUAGUCCUGGGACAACAAGUGAUGGAGCAGCUGGUCUCUGGAUGCCUUUUCUUCUCGGAGAUACACCUGAAAGUGAUGUUUAUGCUUAUUCCAAGGGCACAUGGGAUUUCUUAAGGGAACUGUGGAAUUCACCUUUAGGUGGAAAGCUUGGAGUGUCCCUUGUGCCAUGUUUACAAACUUCUGACACACCGAGUUCCAUACCCUCGUACAGCGAUUUCGUUUAUGGAUUUCAAGUUCUCAAAAAAGAAGAAUUGGCCCGUUACAAAAAACCACAGUGGAAGCAAGGCUAUCGUUUUGUCACUUUCACCUGUGAAGGAUCCAAAUUAAUGCCACAUUUAAUGGAGCAAUUCCGCAGCAAAGGAGGCAACGUCGUAGUAAAACGGCUAGAGUGUCUCGAAGAAUUAGCUUCUGAUUUUGAUGUAAUUAUCAAUUGCUCUGGAAUUGGAGCCAAAGAAUUGGCCAAAGAUACAUUAGUUCACCCGAUCCGUGGACAUAUCUUUCGUAUAAAAGCUCCCUGGCAAAAAUCCAUUUUGAUUGAUGACAGUGAUGUUGGAAAUUACAUCAUCCCAAACCAGGACAGUGUUGUAUUGGGAGGAACGCAUGAUAAGGAUCAGUGGGAUACCAUUCCCAGGAAAGAAGAUGCCAAAUUUAUCCUCGAAGGUUGUACUUCCCUGUUCCCCUCUUUAGAGAAAGCGGAAAUCUUAUACGAAUGGGUUGGGUUGCGGCCAGGCCGCAGUCAACUACGAGUCGAACUGGAGAAGAAGAUGAUCGACGACAAACCGCUGACGGUCAUACACAAUUAUGGUCAUGGAGGUUCUGGUUUGACCACGUUUUACGGAUGCGCCUUGAAAGUGGCUAAUCUGCUUGAAGGGACCUUAACUUCAGAAAAUUAUUUGGCCUCGAAAUUGUGAUAUAUAAUCAUGAAGAAAAAAAGAAGAUGUCCACAGAUUUGAAAAGGUUCAUGGCGCUUCAGACUUGUUUACUGUUCUUAGUUGAGGAAGAAAUUUAACUCUUUGCUGGCUCAUUUCUGCAAGUUACCUCAUCACACUCUGGGACCUUUGCAUUGACGUGAAAAGUUAGUGGACUUACCUACUAGAAAAUACCCUUACAUUUGUUUAAAGCAAUCAAUUAGCAAGCUGGAUCAUUGUCCGUAGAUAAUAGGGAGGGUUUUCGUGAAGCUGUAAUAAAUGCAAAAAGAGAAUCAACAAAUACAAUAACUCAUAUGGUGAAUUGG